GGCUAUAUUUAGAUCAGUGGUCAUGCUGUCAGUGUCCGUGUAUGACAUUGCCGCUAAAAGUCAUGACGUAAAAGCUCUUGUGGUACGCAAAGUGUGACGUCAUUACAAUGUGCACGAAGAAAAAGGGAGCUGUUUGUGUUUAGCUAAAUCAUAAAUUCCCUUAAAUUACAUUGCUUUUACGCAAUAUAUGUAGGCACAUAGUUGUCAGAAUUCAGCGAGUGUUUACUUUUGUUGAUUGGAUCGCAAACAAAAUCGUGUGUCUGACUUUCAGGCAACAAAGAAGAUGAGUCGUUACCAUGGAAACCAGUUCUACUCAGUAGAGGUGGGAGAUACGACAUUUACCAUCUUGCGAAGAUAUCAGAAUCUGAAGCCCAUCGGAUCUGGUGCUCAGGGUAUGGUGUGUGCUGCUUAUGACACAGUGACGGCAACGAACGUGGCCAUCAAGAAGUUGAGCCGCCCUUUCCAGAACGUCACACACGCAAAACGCGCUUACAGAGAGUUUGUUCUCAUGAAGCUCGUCAACCACAAAAACAUUAUUGGGUUGUUGAAUGCAUUUAGUCCACAGAAGUCUCUGGAAGAGUUUCAAGAUGUGUACCUAGUGAUGGAGCUGAUGGAUGCCAACUUGUGUCAGGUCAUACAAAUGGAUCUCGACCAUGAGCGAAUGUCCUAUCUCCUCUACCAAAUGCUCUGUGGUAUCAAGCACCUACAUUCAGCUGGAAUUAUACACAGGGAUUUAAAGCCUAGCAAUAUUGUGGUGAAGUCUGAUUGCACAUUAAAGAUAUUAGAUUUUGGGCUGGCCCGAACAGCCGGGACAACGUUUAUGAUGACGCCGUAUGUUGUCACACGAUACUACAGAGCCCCAGAAGUUAUUCUAGGAAUGGGAUACAAAGAAAAUGUGGACAUCUGGUCAGUUGGCUGCAUCAUGGGCGAGAUGAUUCGCGGGAGUGUCAUGUUCCCUGGAACAGAUCAUAUAGACCAGUGGAAUAAAAUUAUUGAGCAGCUAGGAACGCCGAAUCCAGAGUUCAUGAAGCGGCUGCAACCUACUGUUAGGAAUUACGUAGAAAAUAGACCUAAAUAUAAUGGAUAUACCUUUGAAAGGCUAUUCCCUGAUGUUCUCUUCCCAGCCGAGAGCACCGAGCAUAACAGGCUCAAAGGUAAGGGAAGCAAAGCAAGUCAAGCCAGGGACCUACUAUCGAAAAUGCUUGUGGUGGAUCCGGACCAGAGGAUAUCAGUGGACGAAGCCUUGAUGCACCCGUACAUUAACGUGUGGUAUGAUGACGGGGAGGUUAACGCUCCUGCGCCUGCUCCCUAUGACCACUCUGUUGAUGAGAAGGAGCACACUGUUGAAGCCUGGAAAGACCACAUAUUCAAGGAGGUAAAAGCAUACGAAUUGCUACAGAACAGCAUACCAGCCGGAAUGUCACUACACAAUCACACGGGAGCAGACGGAGACGUGUCUAACGACUGCAGUGAUGGGCAUGCGGAGAACAACACACCGGGUGGUAGCACAUACAACAGAAGACGGUAGUUAAAGUUUGCAGGGGAGGAAUUUGGGAACUGCGUUUCCUCACACAGUGAUGCGGCCAGAUAAACUCGACUCUUCCAGUUUGUAGCUCAUGGCUAACGUCAGUGUUUUCAUUUGCAUUAGGCCAAGACAUAGAUAGUUGAUCCUCUGUGCUAAUAGGAACUGGCUUUAACCAUCACAGCCAAGUAGAUCACCGUUGAGAGUUAGCAUUGAAUGAGCUGUGUUAAGGGUCUUAGGCACAUGGUUCGUUUUGAUAUUGAGCUGAGUUUGAGCUCAAAUUGGAUCAGUUUUCAGGUUUAAGGCAGGAAGAAUGUCCGUAUGUACCGGAUAGAAUUGCAAGAAGUGUGUUUUACUCUUCCACGUCAAGCCCACAAACACUUAUGAAAAUGUUGAAUGCAAAUUGUUCUGUCUGGACAUCGAUUUGGUUUUUUUGCACCUAUUUCAACGUGUAAUUGCAUGUAGACGCUACUGAUGCUAUAUAGCAGACCAAAGGUCGUGCACAUAGCGGAAGUAGCAAUAUUUCACUCAAUUGCAAACUGAUGUGGAUAACUCAAUGAAGGACUGCUGCAUAAAGUAGAGAGGAGAUAUGAUGGGAGGAUUGGUACAUACAUACAUGAUAUCAAAAAUGAAUAAGACUACAAAUGUGCAAAUGCAAAACCACUAAUGUCGACCCAUUUCAAACGCUCACCACAAAUAACUAACAUACACAAAUCCACAUUCUUGGUGUUUAUUUUAACAUUUCACGGUAUUAACAACGUUCGUUCAUCUUUUUUGCAACAUGCCGAGUUUUUAAACAGAAAAUUGAAAAAUGAUGCGAUACCGAUUCGCGGCUUUAUGUUUUACUGAGGUGUCAGGGUAGUAGCUUGGCAACGUGUCAUAUAGAAACAGGCCGCUCGCUAGUCCCCAUCGUGGCGGUAAUUGACAGCUGGUAAUCGCAUGUUGGGUAAUCGCAGAUCUGAUCAUAGGGGUAGAGCGAAAAUUCGCAAAAUAUUUGGCCUGUUAAUAGUGUCAGAAAUACUUUAAAACAUUAGGUAUGUUGCAAUGGUGAAUGCAUGUUUUUGAUCAAAGGCGAACAUUGAAAUAGAAUCUAAGAACGUGGAUUUUGAUAGUGAGUUGCGUCAAGUUCAAGCACGUAAGCAGAAAUGGGGUUAUAUUAAUGUUUUUGGAGUUGUAACUUUAGUCAUUCAUCCAUUUUUAUUCUGUAUAUAUAUAUAUAUAUAUAUAUAUAUA
Molecule: messenger RNA, 2755 nt
Organism: Priapulus caudatus
Lineage: Eukaryota; Metazoa; Priapulida; Priapulimorpha; Priapulimorphida; Priapulidae
Product: stress-activated protein kinase JNK-like
Exons: 11
Coding region: 284-1528 (414 amino acids)
Biological process (GO): protein phosphorylation; JNK cascade
Cellular component (GO): cytoplasm; nucleus
Molecular function (GO): ATP binding; JUN kinase activity
Source: RefSeq, a predicted model, not a curated record